AUGGCAGUAGCCUAUGAAAAAAUUUCAUGGGUGGCCUCUCUGCUUGUGCUACUUUUAGGCUUUGCCUCAUGCUCUUCACAGGGUGGUGAAUUUACCCACAGAAGCUUGAAUUUUUGGAAAGCAGCCAGGGCCCGUGUUCCACCAACUGGACCUAACACUGGAACAUCAAGAAAAUUCAACUUUGGUACUUUGCCAAAGGGCACUCUGAUUCCUCCGUCUUGGCCAAGCAAAAGAACUUCAAGACCUCCCCCUCCUCCUCCUCAUCAUUCCAACUUCGGUACUUUGCCAAAGUACCCACCAAUUCCGCCAUCAGGGCCUAGCGGAAGAACUUCGGACCCUCCUCCUCCUCCUCCUUUUAACUUUGGUACUUUGUCAAAGUACACUCCAAUUCCACCACCAGGGCCUAGCAGAAGAACUUCGGACCCUCCUCCUCCUCCUCAUCCUUUCAACUUUGAUACUUUACCAAAGUACACUCCAAUUCCACCAUCAGGGCUUAGCGGAAGAACUUCGAGUCCUCCUCCUCCUCAUCCUUUCAAUUUCAGGAUGCAUUAUUCCGGGCCUUCACACGGUCCACCUCGCUAUGAGAUUCCACCUCCUCCUCAUCCUUUCAAUUUCAGGAUGCAUUAUUCCGGGCCUUCACAUGGUCCACCUCGCUAUGAGAUUCCACCUCCUCCAGCAUUUUAG
This is a messenger RNA of Prunus dulcis (almond), 684 nucleotides long. Its product is annotated as protein diaphanous homolog 1-like. Lineage: Eukaryota; Viridiplantae; Streptophyta; Magnoliopsida; Rosales; Rosaceae. The transcript has a single exon. The record is from RefSeq and is a predicted model, not a curated record. Gene Ontology annotation, biological process: floral organ abscission. The coding region runs from base 1 to 684 and encodes 227 amino acids.